This is a messenger RNA of Rhipicephalus microplus (southern cattle tick), 3221 nucleotides long. Its product is annotated as retinol dehydrogenase 11. The record is from RefSeq and is a predicted model, not a curated record. Lineage: Eukaryota; Metazoa; Arthropoda; Arachnida; Ixodida; Ixodidae.
UAUUUAGGUGCCGGGGCUCGGCUCGUGGCAACCUGUCAGAUUCGACGCCCGCCACGCCUAUAGGAUCCUGUAGGAGAGUUCCUCUUCUCAACGGAGCGAAGCUUUUCCUCCGGCGGAUUACAUCGUGGUUCCGGCAGUGCAGUGCGCACGUGGCGCUGAUGCGGACGCGAGUAGAGUGCAGUUCGAGGUGUGUCGCGUGUGUCUGAGUGCAGCCAAGUGACCAACUGACCGCCAGGACCGAAGGAUCGUGCUCAAGGUUCGGCAAUUUCUUCAAGGACUUCGCGGUGCAACGGAAAACGAAGUGAGCACCGAAGUCGACCUUAGAGUCUGCAGCGAAGUGCACGUCUAAGCCCCAUACUGAGGUUCCCACCGAAGCCCACAAACGAAGUCCAAGUCGCCGUCAACUCGCGAGUCACGCCUCAUCACAGGACGUCGUCGCAUCGGAUCCGCCUCAGAAACCAGCAGCGAAAAUCCUCACCAGGAUAGUGUAAGUUGUCAUCGGCUUCUGCGUAGAAAUCGGUCGGGUGUAAGAAUCUCAGCAUAACGCGUGUUCAAGCGAAGACCUGGAUACUGAAACUACCCGAAGUGUCUUCACGUGCCGACUUCUAUCGAAGACAGCGUCAGUUGCUCGACCGGAAGCUAGAACUCUUCGAAUCUAAACUUACAGAGUCUGACGACGUCAUCGAUCCGUGCGGAUUCUUCCUCCUUCUCUCUACCUGUUCGCAGUACUCACAUUGGAUGCGAGAAGCAAGAAGCCGACUGCGGAGCUUUGAAGCGUUAUCGCGAAGUGCGCUAAGGUCUGCAAAGUGAACUUGACUUUCUUUCAGACGGGAAUUUUACUGCCAAAGACUACCUACUCGACUAGUCGUUAGUUUUCCUCUUGGCCACACCUCAGACUCUUCUUCGCCGUGGAUACGCCUUGAAGGUUCGAAAAGCUAAUACUUGCUGGUAAACACCAACGAGAACAUGAGAAUGUGCGGACGAAGAGCCCUCUUGCUUCCUGUACAUUUAACAUAACGUUCGCCGUUCGUUCUCGCCCCUUGAGAUCCUCGUUGGCAUCCGGACAGCUCUUGCAACCUGCUGCUUGGUAACUGCAGUCGUUUUCGCGUUCUUCUCCCUAAACGCAGACACGCAAGCACCACACCGAAGCUCUCCAAGGUCAUCAAAAGUAUUAUCCAUAGCCAAAAAAACGUCCCAACUACCGGUACAUUUCAUUUCCCUAACACGAGAACUACAAGCUAACAGCCAUGGAUCUCUUCGCCCAGAGGAUCAGUGAUCCGUCGCAGCUAGACUACUGCCCCGCAGAUGACUUCGUUCGCGAGGUUCCGGAACCGCGACUGGUGGAUGUGGUGGCUGCUCGCCUGCGGGACGCGUCUCUGAACCAGCUGCUCGGCUGGGCCAUCUCACUGGUGCUUGCGGUGAUCGCUCUGGUGUGCGUGGUGUGCAAGGUGUACAGUCGUCUCACGUUGGGCAGGUGCACCUCCAACAAGGACUUGACGGGCCGCACGGUGAUCAUCACGGGCGCCAACACGGGCAUCGGCAAGGAGACGGCUAAAGAGCUUGCAAGGCGCAAUGCCCGAGUGAUCAUCGCCUGCCGGAACCCGGAGAAGGCAGCGGCGGCUGCCAAGGAGAUCCUGGACGAGACCGGCCGCCAGGUGGUGGUGCGCAAGCUGGACCUGUGCUCCUUCAAGUCGAUUCGCGAGUUUGCCGACGACAUCAACAACAGCGAAGAACGCCUCGACGUGCUCAUCAACAACGCCGGAAUCGUCCCAUUUCCGGACCGAGUGGAAACGGUCGACGGAUUCGAGCAAACGCUGCAGACGAACCACUUAGGGCCCUUCCUACUUACGAACCUGCUUCUCGGGAAGCUGAAGGCCAGUGCUCCUAGCCGCAUCAUCACGCUGUCUUCGCUGCUGCACCACUUCGGCCGCAUCGACCCGGGCCACCUGGACUACGGCGAGUACCGGGUGCCCAUGCAGGUGUACAGCGACACCAAGCUGGCUAACGUGCUCUUCACCAAGGAGCUGGCCAGGAGGCUCCUGGGAACCGGUAGGAGUGCGAACGUUCUCCACCCUGGCGCGGUGCAGACGGACAUCAACAGCACCUACGUCGGCCUCAUGAACAUCGUGAUGAACGCUCUCUUCUACUUUUUUGGCAAGACACCGAAGGAAGGUGCGCAGACGUCCAUAUAUCUCACCGUGUCUGACGAAGUCGCCAAGGUAACUGGUCAAUACUUCAUGGACUGCCGACGAGCCCUGCCCAGCAAGAUCGCCGAAGAUCCGACGCUUGCCAGGAGACUCUGGGAAGUCAGUGAAAAGCUGACCGGCCUCAGCUUAUGAUGCCGAGGAGGCUGAGGUGGUGACGUUUGGGUUUGGGCGUAUACGAUUUCGAGAGUUCCUGUUAUAUGUGUGGCUGCUAAGCAUGUCUCUUCAUUCCCGAUCUGUACAUUAGCCUCACGCAUCAGAAACGCCAAAAAGAUAGCAACGUUUCCUCAAGUACUCGUUGAAGGUUUACAAAGCUUGUAGACCAGUGGGGUGGCUUUAGUGAAGCGUCUUUAUUGUAAAUAAUGUUUACGAACAGUAGCCUGCAGUAUAUUAGACAGCUCUUGUCUUGCGUGAUACAUGAUACAUGACCGCCAAACGAAGGUGGAACCUGGAUCAAACACUUGUUGCUAAGCGUGAUGUUCUAAAGGCUUUUACUGGAUUAAUUCACGAAUGGUUGUCUGGGAAUUAGAAUUCUCACAAGUCAUCGCUAUUAAUUGGUGUUAAGCAAAAUUAGCAUCUUCAUAACCAGUGCUUCUUUUUCUUCUUUGUCGUUCCACUUCUUAAAUGCUAUGCAUCAGGUAAGAAAUUUGAUUCAGACCUUACUUUUAACAGCUCUGGCAUGAUAAACGUAUAUCUGUCUCUCUGUAGCAUCGGCUUCCGCUUGCGUAUCAACCUGGAAAUGUCCAGAUAGAUGACCUGCAGACCACCCGCUUUGGUCCGUGUUCACACUUACUACUUCAUCUAUCCCAACUGUGUGAAGUGUACAUCGAUACAACCAUUUCUUACCUGAUCUCACCUUGAGGACAAAGAUUACGUGGUGUUUUUUUUCUUAUUGUUACUGAAUCAGUUAAUAAUUUGAAGGCUGCCGUCACCCAACCAGGAUUGUCAUGCUGUUUCUACCUAGAAGAUGGCACCUCUGCACUGCUAUUAAAAACUCGCAACUCUUUAAGUAUCAAA